Molecule: messenger RNA, 2315 nt
Organism: Gadus chalcogrammus (walleye pollock)
Lineage: Eukaryota; Metazoa; Chordata; Actinopteri; Gadiformes; Gadidae
Gene: bpnt1
Product: bisphosphate nucleotidase 1
Exons: 9
Coding region: 114-1043 (309 amino acids)
Molecular function (GO): 3'(2'),5'-bisphosphate nucleotidase activity
Source: RefSeq, a predicted model, not a curated record
GACUUCGCCACUAUUGAGGUCUGGCGAAACGGCGAAACAGGUAGCUGCUUCUGCCGUACACAUCAGGGACGGCAGAUAUAUCGCAACAUCUUUUGGACUUUUGCCCCAGCACGAUGAAUAGAAACCCUGCGGUUGUGAUGCGCCUGGUGGCCUCAGCCUACGCCGUGGCCGAGAGAGCCGGGUCCAUCGUUAGGAACGUGCUCCAGAGCGGGGAGCUGGGCAUUGUGGAAAAGACCGGAGCCAAUGACCUUCAGACUCUGGCAGACAGACUGGCUCAGCAGAGCAUAUGUGCCUCUCUGUCCAAACACUUCCCUAAAAUUACCAUAAUUGGAGAGGAGGACCUUCCUGAAGAGGAGCCAAGGGCAGACCUCAUGGAGGAGGGCCAGGAGGACGUUAUCCUCCAGAAGUGCUGUCCCUCAGAGUAUAAAGACCUGAAGGAGGAGGAGCUGGUAGUAUGGGUCGAUCCACUUGAUGGUACCAAGGAGUAUACAGAGGGGCUACUGGACAACGUGACGGUACUGAUCGGUAUCUCGUACGGAGGCAAGGCCAUCGCCGGGGUCAUCAACCAGCCUUUCUACAACUACCAGGUGGGAGGAGACGCUGACCUGGGCAGAACCAUGUGGGGCGUGCUGGGACUGGGCACGUUUGGAAUUGAGGUGAAGGAAGUCCCGGGUGACAGACGCAUCGUCACCACCACUCGUUCCCAUAGCAACAAGGUAGUGACCGACUGCGUGGAUGCCAUGGAGCCCCAUGAGGUCAUCAGAGUGGGCGGAGCUGGAAACAAGAUAAUCCAGCUAAUUGAGGGGAAGGCCUCUGCCUAUGUCUUUGCGAGUCCAGGAUGUAAGAAGUGGGAUACUUGUGCCACUGAGGCCAUCCUGCAUGCUGUGGGAGGUAAGCUGACAGACAUGCAUGGCAAUGACUACCGCUAUGAUGCUAAUGUGAAGCACAUGAACUCAGCGGGCGUGUUGGCCACGCUCCACAACCACCAGUACUAUGUCAACAGAGUGCCCCAGUCGGUGCGCUCAGCCCUGAAGCAGGACUGACACCUGGAGCCUCAGGAGAAAAAUCGGUGCAAUUUAAAUUGACUCCUCUGGCGGUCUCGAUGAUAGCGAGAAGGUUGGUUCGAUGAAGAAGAAAUGGGUCUGACAGCUGAUUGGUUGAUGUCUUUAAUAUGUGAAUGACAAUAUUGAUACGAGGGCAUGUAUAACCUCAUGCAGACAUGAAAAUAUAAAGUGUAUCUUUUAUAAUGCCAAGUCACACUGCUUUUGACACCAGAAUCAAUGUGUUGUCAUGAACUGUACAGACGGUUUGCAAUGUAAUAAACGAGUACUGCAUUUUCAGAUGUUUUGUACAAUGAAAUCAGCACUAGUGCAUACUGGAUGCAACUUUGAUCACCUUAUGCUUCUUUAAUGUUAAUUUUAACCGAACUUUCAGAAUUUAAUAUCUUGGAAUUUUCAUUCAUUUGAUUCCAAGCUGAAUUACCAUUCAAUUGUUCAAUCGAAUCGAAAAUAUUACCCACACAAUCUAAUUUACCAAGUUUGAAACAAACCUGUACAAAUCUUAAAAUUGUUCACACAACUGUUCCCAACUUGAAGACUAAAUAGAUUCACAAGGCAAAUUCAAGAUUAAAAUAAAUAAGACUCAAAAAAGGUGAAGGUUACCUCUGUGUGAUGAAAAUUAUCUACUAAAUAACCACUAGAUGGGAGUAAAGUACUGUGAUGCAAACAACAAAUUGCGUUCACUUUACUUUCUGCGUGCUUGCGUAUAUUGUCCUGCGGUGACCAGUGGCAUUGAAGGGCAAUGGAAGAAGACUGUCCAACGCCUAAUACUGUACAUAACUGUAUGCGGUUCUUCAAAUGUGAUAAUGGUGAGCUGAGAUCACCUUUCAAAAAUGGUAGCAAUAAAUAUAUGUGCAAGUACAAAAACUGAGCUGGUGUAUCAAGAACGUACGGACUUCCAAGUACUGCACAAGUACCAUGCUGUAUAGAUUAAUCGUAAUGAACUGAUGGUGUCCCAUUACUGCUCUAUAAGUGACAGACAUUUUCCAAUAUGGAUUUGAUCAAAUUGGUUUCCUCCCUUUGCAUCAAUGCUUCAAAUUGCUUUGUUUCUACUAUUUUUGUAAUCAGGAAUGUAUUCCAACUUGAGGAACAAAGAAAUUGGAGUUAAUUCUUAAAACCAGUUGAUUAAUGCUCAUCUAUUACAUUAAGCAGAUGGCCUAACCAACGUCAUUUAUGGUUACAUUUAUUAUCAAUCAACAGGUGUAAUUUACUGUACACCAUAUGUAUGGACAAUGUUGGCAACCCCAUUAAAGUACA